Molecule: messenger RNA, 213 nt
Organism: Adineta ricciae
Lineage: Eukaryota; Metazoa; Rotifera; Eurotatoria; Adinetida; Adinetidae
Source: the annotation of a GenBank genome assembly
AUGGUCGACAUUACAUCAGUUUAUGCACGUCUAUCAACUUCGGCAGUCACUUCCGUAAUGCCAUUUCUUUGCAAGUUAAUUACAUUUUCACUUGGUGUUUAUGCUGGAAUAUAUGCUUGUCAGAAUUAUGAAACUCCAAAAGUUCAAUCGCCCGCAGAACUUUACGGACGUGCUAAACAAUAUUUAGAAUCGAAAAAGAAACCUAGCGAAUGA